AUGAAACUAUCGCAAAGACAAUUGCUAAAACCAUCACAUACGUCAAAAUUGUAUGCACCGUUCAAACCACCUUUCAAAAGGUCAAAUAUUCAACCCGAGAUUUCAAAGGCAUCUAAUAUUCAAAAACCAUCACGUAUUCCUCAGCUUUCGUCGUUGGGACCUCCUGCACAACCAAGAUCACAUUUGGGCGAUAUUUCUAAUCGUAUUAUGCCCAUAACUUAUGAUGACAUUAGAGAUAAUGAAA
Molecule: messenger RNA, 244 nt
Organism: Racocetra persica
Lineage: Eukaryota; Fungi; Glomeromycota; Glomeromycetes; Diversisporales; Gigasporaceae
Source: the annotation of a GenBank genome assembly